Molecule: messenger RNA, 4013 nt
Organism: Microcebus murinus (gray mouse lemur)
Lineage: Eukaryota; Metazoa; Chordata; Mammalia; Primates; Cheirogaleidae
Gene: CD226
Product: CD226 molecule
Biological process (GO): positive regulation of natural killer cell cytokine production; cytokine production; positive regulation of immunoglobulin mediated immune response
Cellular component (GO): external side of plasma membrane
Molecular function (GO): cell adhesion molecule binding
Source: RefSeq, a predicted model, not a curated record
GACAGUUCUUAAGAAUGAGACGCAAGGAAAAAAAAAAAAAGAGAAAGUAUCUAGAAAGUAGGACCGAAACAUGCUUAGAUAUGGGCAGAGAUCAGAAAGCUUCCUGACUUUAAGACGCCACUGAGUAGGACGUGCUUUGAUUUGCAGAAAAAAAAAAUAGGGAAGAAAAGACAAAGAAACCAAGUUCAAGUUUUUGCAUGCGGUUUCCAUUUAGAGUUAGAACAGAGAAUAAGAAGUGCAUCUUUUUGAAUUGUUAGAAUCUUAGGGGAAAGGGGGAACAGAAUCCUGAAUUUGGAAUGCGUCCGAGUAGCUGAAAUGGUAAAGAUGUUUCCAGAAGCAGGUAGGCACUUCUUGACUUCAAAAAACAUUGCUUCAUGAAAUAUUAGUGCUUCGCCUCGGCUGCUACCCUAAGAAGCUCCGGUGGAGAGAGGAGCUGGCAAGCACAGAUAGAGCCGGCUGCUGCGCGGGCGCAAGCUCGCCGCUCUCCUGCGGCGCCGGUGGAGGGAGCUUGCGGUGACCUCGAGGGGGGAGGCCAAGAGGCCGCGAUAAACAGAACAAGAUAAAAGCCCUGAACCAAGACACCCACGGGGAGAGGAGUGAGAGCGCACAGCACUCACAGCUCAAGAAAAAGAAGACACGACUGAUAAUAUCUGAGAGGAAGGAAACAGUGCUUCAUGCUGGGCCUCUGCAUGUAACAUUAUAAAAAUUAAUUUUUUUAUAGACCAGCCUUUCAAACGAUUUCCAGAGAUGGAUUAUUUUGCUUUCCUUUUGGCUAUUCUUCAUGUAUGCAAAGCUCUCUGUGAAGAGAUAUUUUGGGACACGGCUGUUAAACUUGCUGAGAAUAUGACUCUGGAAUGCGUGUACCCUUCCACGGACAUCCUAACGCAGAUGGAGUGGUUCAAGAUCAACUCAAUGGAGAGAGAGGCCAUAGCCAUUUUCAGCCCCACUCACGGUGUGAUCAUCAGGGAGCCUUACGCCGACAGGGUCUCCUUUCUGAACUCCACGAUGGCUCCCAACGAUAUGACCCUUUCUUUUCACAACACCUCCGAAGCUGAUGUUGGCUACUAUUCCUGCUUCCUUCACACUUUCCCGCAGGGAACUUGGGAGAAGGUGAUCCAGGUGGUUCAGCCAGGUAGUUUUGAGAUGGCUGUGCCAUCAAAUAGCCACGUCGUCUCAGAACCUGGGACAAAUGUCACACUCCUCUGUCAGCUUCCAACGAAGUGGCCAGUGCAACAAGUUACGUGGGAAAAGAUCCAGCCCCACCAGAUCGACCUCUUAACUUGCUGCAAUUUGUUCGAAGGCAGAAAUUACACCUCAAAAUACCAAAGGCAGAUACUGACCACCUGCACCCAGGGAAGCAGGGGGACUUUCAUCGUCAUUCCCAGCGUCACCGCCUCUGACUCAGGACUUUACCGCUGCUGCUUCCAGGCCCGCACGGGAGAGAACGAGACCUUCGUCGUGAGGUUGACGGUGACUGAAGGUAAAACCAAUAACCAAUAUAUCCUCUUCAUGGCUGGAGGGACAGUUUUAUUGUUGCUGUUUGUUAUCCUAAUUACCACCGGCACUGUCAUUUCCUAUAACAGCCUUUCCCCGAACAGAAAUUAGCAAGUUGAGAUAAGGAACCCAUGUGUAAGUGGCACCCAGGACUUCUCUACCGCUUCACCUUGGUGACAGAAAACGCACCCAGGGCAGAGGUGGCAGUGUGAGCGCACGGGAACCCGGCAACAUGACUCAGAGCAAGCGACGGAACUGAUCUCCGGAGGGUCACAGAUGUUGGACAUGAUGGAUUUUGCUUCAUGAAAAUGUAUCACUUUUACAUGAAUAGCUAAAUUGAACUGUAGAAUAUAUUGUCCCACUUGGUUAAAUGUGAUAAAAGAAGCUUAGUGGACUUGAAUUCAUAAUCAUGGAAGAGCACCACAAAGGAAAAAGCCCUGUUCUCUUUCUACCUUGUCGCUUGUGUAAGUAUGUGGGUGUUAUUUCAAAUAGAAAUGCUUUGAAAAACGACCUGAGGGCUUCAACAACGACCUCCUGAACUCUGUUUUACCUACUGUUUAAAGUAAUCCUGCCGCUUCAGAUGAACUGACUUGGAUAGAAGCCAACACAAAUCAGGCGGUGUGUCUGAACGAAACCGAAUUCUUACUCCACACUCAGCGUCUAGCAGCCCGUGUGUCCAGGGGGAUUGCAAGCAGUUUCUCUGCUCCUGGUUUGUGUGGUUUUCAUGUAGAGAUAAGAACAGUAACAUUAGUAAGUGAAUAUGGCUGGGUAGUGGGGUAGCACUGGUAAGUGUGAAAGACCCCAAAUAUUAGGGAUAUAUUUUAUUGAUUGACAUCUGUGUAUGGAGGAAGAAAUUUAACAUCUAGUGACAAAAGUGUUAGAUACUUAUUUUUACAUUUGUCAUUGAUAUUGACGUUCCCAAUAAAUAGAGGACUUUCCAGGUUUCAGCAUUGAAAAUCCCUGAUCCUGGGAAACUCCUUAGUCCCAGGCAAACCAGAAUAGCUGGUCAACCUAGAACAAACUGUGAUAUGUUUACGAUUUGUAUCUUACAGAUGAAAGGGCUGAACUGAACUUUAGUGAUGUAAAUAACUCAGCUAGUACCUUUCAGAGCAAAAAUUAAACACAGAUCAUCUGACUCUAAGCCCCGUGUUCUCUUUUCUUCAUCAUACUGUAUACUCUAGGCUUAUUUAAGUGUGUGUGUGUAUGUUUGGACCCAUUUGGGAAAACGUUAAUUAUGAGAUAGCAAACCUUGUGAAGCACAAUUUAAUAAAAGGUCAAAGGUCAUAGAUCUCUGUCCUAAUUUCCUCAUCUGUAAAAAGAGGGUAAUAAUAUCAUCUAUAUCAUAGAUUUGUUUUGAAGAAUAAACAACUUACAUAAAACACCUAGAAAUAUGCCUUGCACAUAGUAAAUUUACAUGUAGAAUAAGUAAAUAAGUUAAGGAAUAAUUGGUUUAAAUAAUAAUAAAUAAAGCAAAUAAAUGCACAUAAAAUAAGGUAAUACGUUGAUAUGGUAGGAGGAUUUCAAAGUGAUUAGAAGAGACCUCUAAGGUCAAUAUCCCCCACCUGAAUCCUCUGUCCUUGAACAGAGGAAUGAUUCCUCUUGACCUUAUCUUAGCAACAACAACAAAAAAAAAACCCUACAUUUUUGCAUCUAACCCAUCUCCUCUGUUGCUCAUAAGAAUCUUUUCUUUAGGGAGAUAAAAAAGAGUCACCAUCUCCCCGCGAUAACUGUUUUCAUAUACUUGGAUAUAUUUAUUUUAUCUACUGCAUUCAAUUACAGCAGCCACUUUUCUUCUUCUAUUAUACUUUCUAAGAGUUCUCCUGGAGUCAGGAGUUUAUGGGCUUUGUUGGAACCGUGGGGAGUUGAUUGAACAGCACGGCUCCAGAGAGUCCCUUUAGCCACAAGGAAGCGACUCCAGGAGUAGUGGAGUCUAACAGUCAAGAGGGAGGGCUGAGGAUUUAAAUCCCGAUGCUACCAUUAACCGUGUGAUUUCGAGCAAGUUAUUCUUCCUCUUUACACCUCAGUUUCCCACUCUGUUAGAUAUAGGGUUUGAUGAAAUCUAAAUAAAAUAAUCCAUACAGGUGAUUUAGAAUAACGCCUGGAAGAUUUUAUAAAGCUUCAUUAUAUUAUUGUCGUCAUCCAACAAGUUACACUGUUGGCAUUUAUAAGAAGUUUUAAUUGUGGACAAUUUCUGAGUCCAAGGUCAUUUGGAGAAGGCUGUAAACCAUGCAUGCAAUAACCUGCUAUAAACCAUUGUCCAGUCAAAUCACUGAGAGGCAUUACUAAUGCACACUGGUUGGAUGCUCAUUUUGUUGUCCCCACCAUCAAUGAGCACACUGGAGAAAGUAGGGAAAAUGAAAAAAGUCAGGUCAGUAGAAUUUUGGAUAAGUGUGCAGAAAGCAGUGGUGGAUAGCUGCUUCAACACAAUUAGUACAUGCGUGUGGGCCAGGGGUAGGCUGAGCUUUAGGGUGUUUGAAAUAAUACUAGUGCUGGAGUAGCAUAUCUUCAUAUCCUCUAUU